UUUUUUUUUUUUUUUUUUUUUUGUGUGCCUUUAGCUAACAGGAAAACAAUUUGUUGUUCCCUUGUUCUACAGUUAGAUGAUAAUUUCUUGAUUCCAGCCUAUUCACAUUCAUAAGCCUCUAUAGCUUGAUACAAUUCCAUUGUCUAUUAUACGUUCUAAAUAUACCUCAAAAAACUAUUGACAUUUUGUCCACAAUCUACUAAUGUCUCAUUCGACAUCUACAGCUAAUUCUAAUAAUAAACUUUCUUCAAGUUGGGACAAUAAACAACAUUCUGAAUUGUCUUUCUUUAAUCGUGUGUUUGGUCACCACUCUUCUUCUGAGUCAUCUCGAGCUGGAUCACCUAUACCAUCGUCAUCAAGUUCAUCUCAUCUCACCAUAACUACUAACACUUCUCCUACAACCAGUGCCCAUAACAACAAACGUAAACAUUCGCGUCAUAACCGUAAUUCUUCUACUGGCCAGUUAUCCACUUACUUAUCGCAUAAAAAUAACUCUGCUACAACCGUUGUUACCGCACCCAUAUCUGUUCUGUCAACUCAACAUAUGAGGCAGCACCAACACCAACAGCAUCGAAGACGUUCAUUCGACAACACUAAACAUACCAAUAUAAUACCCGAUACCUCUAACAUGAAGGAUGUUAUCGCCCCCAGCACUGCAAACUACAACAAUAAAGAGCUAUCACCUAUACCAUAUUCCUCAACAUCUGCCAAAAUCAGCUCCAAACAUCAACAUUAUCAACAACCUUUACCCUUCCCUAGAGGGGGCAGACAAGUAGGAGGCGGAGAUACAUUGCGGCGAAGUAACUCUAUUGAAAGACAGUAUUUUAAGCCGACCACCAACGAACAACCUCAGCAGCAACCGCGGAAAAGGCAUCUUUUCAGAUUUGGAAAGAAGAAAAGUCAUGGUCUUACAAAUCAUGCUAAUCAAUAUCAUGAUUCCUCGAACACCCUUAUUCCACGUAAAGUGUCGAAUGAUAAUGCAAGCUUAUUAAACGAUUUAUCAUCUGCAUCCGAUGUCCAACGCUACUAUUAUCAACAUCAACAAACAAAGGAAGAUCACAAUCAUAAUAAUAAGAAAAAGGGCUCAUCGUUUUCAUCUUCUUCGUCUUCUGCUGCCACAACAAUGAGCAACAGCCAUAACAAUAGUAGCAGUAACAUCAAUUCCAACGGUGGCAGUGGAAACAGUAAAAAGAACCACCACUUCCAUUAUGGCCAUCUUCAUUAUCCUCAUCCACAUAUAUUGCAUCAUCAUCACCAUCAAGGCAGUAGCAGCAGUAGUAAUAGUAACAAUAAAAAUGACAAAGAUUCAUUGUUGCAAUUAAAACUGGACCAAAAUUUUGAAAAAAUGGAUGGGAUUGUCAAUAAGGAGUAUUAUCAUGAGUUAAGCACAGCACCUACUGCUACAGUGUCCCCCAUACCAUCUGUGCUUCAGCAACAAGAGGCUCCUAAGAAUAGUAACUAUGACGUUUUGGAAGCCUGGGCUCCACCCGAUAGUUGGGGCGUACAACUACCUUCUACAACUACAGCAGUGAAUCUACUGGAUGAAGAUACACAGCAGCAGCAACAGCAGCCAUCAGGAGAAUUUGUUGAUUAUCACAUGGAUGUUCAAAAUGAGGCACCGCCUAUAAAAUAUGCAAAUAUCAAGGUGUACAGACCGGAUGAAACCUAUAAUACCCUGCAUGUUCCUUUGGACACAACCGUCAUGGAAAUAUUACAUAAAAUAGCCAACAAAUACUUCAUGUCGCUCGAUAUUAACAAGGUCAACCUCGUCAUGCGAAGACAUAAUAAAGAACGCGUCCUGCACUUACCAGAGCGCCCUUUGCAACUACAAAAAUUAUUGCAAGAACAAAUGGGCUAUAUGGAAAGUGAUAAGAUUGAUGACUGCACUUAUCUCGUCAGAUUCCAAUUGAUGCCUAACAACAUGGCAACAACCACCCCUUCACACCAGUUAUCGCUACAGAACGAAAAAGAUAUGGUGGGUCAACAUAUUGAUUUGCAGUCAAGGUGUCUGAAUACAAUUCCUAUAUUCCUAUAUCACCAUGCACACCGUAUUGUUUCACUCGAUAUUUCCAAAAACCUUCAAAUCAUCAUUCCGCAAGAUUUCGCACAGCAGUGUAGUAGUGCGCACUUCAAACAAUUGUGUAUUGCCGAUAACGAAUAUGUUCAAUUGCCUUCUUCACUGAAACACAUGAUCUCACUAGAACAUUUGAAUAUCUCUGGUAAUAAGCUCAAAGAGCUGGAUCAUGCUGAUCUACAUGUAUUGUCUCAGUUGAGAACUUUGCGAGCUAUCAACAAUAAGUUGGAAGCAUUGCCUGCAUCCUUUGCUACAUGCUUCAAGCGCUUAACAUCCCUUUACAUAUCCAACAAUGCAUUUACAAAGUUUCCUUUGGUCGUCUGUAGUAUCAAUUCUUUAACUUAUUUGGAUGUUAGUUUCAAUAAGAUACAAGUAUUUCCCGACGAAAUCAGCCAGUUAACAAACUUGGUGGGUCUAUAUGCUAUCGCAAACCGUUUAACUGGCGCUUUACCUUUAAGCUUCACUUAUCUGACGAAGCUAAGAGAACUGGAUUUACGUCAAAACUUGAUAUCAGACUUGGAAGUAGUGUCUCAUUUGCCAAGCUUGGAAGUGUUACUCAUGGACUAUAACCCUACCAGCAUCGUUCAUUUUCGACUCAGGAACUUGAGGCAGCUGAAAAUGUAUAAAAAUCACCUUACGCAAUUUAACCUCUCUCUACCAUCUGCGAAUGCUUUAUCCGCUUUGACCGAACUCAAUUUGUCUUGCUGUAAAUUGUCCAGUUUGUCGGAAGACCUCUUCCAUAAUGUUCUCAACUUGGAGCGCCUUAUUUUGGACAGUAAUACCUUAAAUCGUCUUCCUUCCAGCAUUGGUGCCCUACGAAAAUUGGUUAGAUUAUCGAUUCAAAAUAAUAACUUGGAAACACUACCUGAUGAAGUGGGUCAAUUGGCUGAAUUAAGAACAUUGGAUGCUCAGAAAAAUAACUUGAAAGUGUUGCCUCAAGAAAUAUGGUUAUGUGCUUCUCUACAAACAUUGAAUUGUUCUUCCAAUUUAUUGGAAUCUUUUCCAGAACCAAUCUGUAUGACAGCAGUGGCAGUAGCAGCAGCAGCAGCAGCAGCAGCAGCGGCCGCAUCUUCUGCAUCUUCCUCUUUCAGCCAUACCAACAGCCUUUAUGUCAAUACAAACGCGACGGAAUCACCAGCUAUUUCUGACACUACUAGUAGUAUGAAAGCUAGUAGUCGUAAAGCAUCAUUAACAACCGUAACAAUCAAUAACAGCAGCACCGCUACUGCAGCUACUACUGCAUCACAACAACAACAGCAACAGCAAAUGGAUUAUUUCUCCUCGGAUGUACAUUCGCUUGCAACACCCAUAUUGAACAAUAACAACUCCCCCUCAUAUCCUCAUCUGGUAUCGUCUUCCUAUUCAUCUGACCAAGUAAUGGUUCAUCCUCACCAGCAAUUACCUUCACAGCCACAGUCGACCCCCCUGUUACAACCGCCCUCACAACAGACGCAAUUACAACAGCCAAACUUCAAUCCUCCUAGCUUCUUCGCUAGUCCGCGCAAUCAUCCUCCUCCACUCUCUCUUUCACUUCGUCAGCUGUUUUUGGGCGAUAACCGUCUCACUGAUGACGUCUGGUCUCCUCUUUCUCUAUUUCUUGAGUUGAGAACCCUAAAUUUGUCCUUCAAUGAUUUGUACGAGAUCCCCCCGGACGGCCUCUGUCAUCAACAUCUAUACGAACUAUACUUAUCUGGAAACCACUUGACUUCGUUACCUGCCGAUGACAUUGAGCGGCUUCAGUAUCUACGCGUGUUGGCCGUCAACGGCAACAAGUUACAAACAUUGCCUGCUGAAAUUGGCAAGCUACGUAAACUGCUCGUAUUAGAUGUCGGUAACAAUGUUCUGAAAUACAACAUUGCUAAUUGGCCUUAUGAUUGGAACUGGAACUGGAAUUUGGGGUUGAAAUAUCUGAACUUAUCAGGAAAUAAACGCUUAGAAAUACAGAAAAGCACAGCGCAGCUUGUCCCUAGUACAGGUGGAGUAAGCAACGAACAUGAUAUGCAUGUUGAGGCCAACCUGAACGGUACCUCCUCCGUAGGAGCACAUGGAGAUUAUUAUCACCAGCAUCAUUAUCAUCAUCCUUACGCUAUCAACAAGAAACAACAGCAGCAGCAGCAACAAAGAAAGGAUUUAAGUGAUUUUAGUGCUCUUACGCGGCUUCGUAUGCUGGGGCUUAUGGAUAUUACUAUUUUAGGCGUGUCAAUACCAGAGGAAUUCCAUGAUCGACGUGUUCGUACUUCACCUUCUGAGGUGAACCGUAUGUCUUACGGCGUAGCAGAUUGGUUGGGCCCGAGUGAUCAUCUGUCCACUUGGGAUUUGGUAAUGCCUCGUUUCAGGGGAAAGGAUAAUGAAUGUCUAUUUGCUUUAUUUGACGGAUGCCACGGCGGUAGUACCAAUACGACCACGAAUAGUACUACAACGAAUGCGAACAAAUAUCAUCAUCAAAACUAUAAAGGUGGAACAGCAGCUUCGACGGCUUCUACCGCAGCAAUACCAACGACGCAUAUCAAUACAACGAGUGCGGCUAACACUAAUUCUAAUACUAGCUUGAACAGUAGCAAACUGACGAAGGAAUUAAACGAUAUGUUCACCUUACAAUUUACUAAAGAAUUGGCCUCACUUAAAAGUGACGAUACUAUUGUUUCCGCUGUGCGUAGAGCGUUUCUUAGUAUGGAGCAACAUUUAGGCCAACAACAACAACAACUACAAUUACAAAGCCAGCAUAAUUAUCAGCACACAAAUACGAAUUCUUCAUUGCCUUAUCAGCAUCCUUCAUCAUCACCCAACGUUGCUGGCAAUAGUGGUGGGGCUUCAGCUGUUGUUUGUUAUAUUGCAGGUACCAAACUCUAUGUUGCCAAUGUUGGUGAUGCUCUAGCUGUUAUCUCUCGCAACAACGGCCAAGCAUUUGAGAUCACCCAAAAACAUAUUCCUCUGAAUCCUAGUGAAGUGUCCCGUAUUCGUGCAGCUGGAGGUUAUGUUUCUAACUCAGGGCUCCUUAACAAUGAACUGAAUGUGUCGCGGAACUUUGGUCAUUUCCACUUGAUUCCUGCGGUAAACUGUAAUCCAUUCGUGUCCACCAUUGAUUUGGCAGAAAAUGACGAGUUUGUAAUUAUCGCAUCGAGAGGAUUAUGGGACAGGAUGACGUACCAGACAGCGGUCGAUAUUGCACGAACGGAAAAGGAUGAUUUGAUGGCAGCAGCACAAAAACUAAGGGAUUUUGCUAUAACCUAUGGUGCGAAUGAUAAUCUAAUGGUGAUGGUGAUCGGUGUCGGCGACUUGUUCAUGAAUAAACGUGGAAAUAAAAGAUACAACAAGUAUAACAACCGUAGUAACGCGGGAGCCGGAAGAGUUAUCGGUGGCGGUAGCAAUGGUAGUGGAUCAGGUGUAGAUAUAUUGGAUGAUGGAAUGAUGGUAAAGAGUAGCAAUAAACGAAAUAGAGGAAAAGAAGAAAUACCCGUGGAUUCCACACUGGCCAGAUUAGAAAGAGAAGUGGCACCUCCUAUUGAUGAAUUGGCACUUGUGUUUACUGAUAUCAAAAGCUCUACUCAAUUUUGGGAAACGCAACCUGAAAACAUGCGGGCCGCCAUCAAGAUUCACGAUGCUAUUAUGCGUCGUACACUACGUAGUGUUGGUGGCUAUGAAGUGAAAACGGAAGGUGAUGCGUUUAUGGUCUGUUUCAAAAACAUAACAGCUGCUCUUUUAUGGUGUUUUACUGUCCAGCUUCAGUUGUUAGAAGCUGACUGGCCGGCAGGAAUAUUGGAUACAGAAGAAGGUCGUGAAAUAGAAAAAGAUGGCGUCAUAGUUUAUCGUGGACUUUCCGUUCGAAUGGGUAUCCAUUUUGGUUCACCUGUAUUUGAACGAAAUCCAAUUACGAAGAGAAUGGAUUAUUUCGGUCCUGUGGUGAAUAAAGCAAGUCGAAUUUGUAAUGCUGCCGAUGGUGGACAGAUUUGUGUUUCUAUGGACGUGAUAACGGCAUUGAGAAAUUUCCCUAGUAUGUUUGAACAACAGCAAGAGGCUAUGUUAGGAAAUCAAAGUCGGCAUAAUAGCAGUAGUAGCAAUGGCCUUGAGCCUACAACGACAAUGAUCUCUAUUGCUGCUAAUGACGACUUCUUGGACAGCUUCCCUAUCAAUCGAGAUUUGAUACAAUUGAAGCAAUUGGGUUUCCAUGUGGUUGAACUAGGUGAACGUCGUUUAAAGGGAUUAGAAACGCCAGAAACUCUAAGUUUGGUUUACCCAAAACAACUAUUGAGCCGUAUCGAAGUAGAUAAAAGUCAGGCUAUUACUGCUACUGCGAAUACCGCUGCUAAUAAUGGAAACAACGUUACAAUGUCGGCUAUAGCUACAGCAACAACAACAGGCGCCAGCAGUGUCGUAUCAGCCAAAGAACUCGGAACGUCCUCGCUAGGGGUUUCGCCUAGUGUAUCAAAUACGAACAGUAUAGGUCCUGCGUCGCUUCUUACAAGCCCUGAACUAAAUGCUAGCCAAGCCUCGACUGAUUAUUUGUCUCCGCGCCCAUUUAUAAAUGGUAAUAGCAGCAACAGGAAGGCAAUUCGUACCAUUGAUCCAAAUUUGGUCUGUGCUAUGAGUAAUCUGGCUAUACGAUUAGAACGCUUAACUUCUGGAAAUGUACAACUCACACGGCAUCAAGCAGGCAGCACCAUAAACAAUCAGUACACUCUUCAACAACAACAGAACUCUUCUUCUACCAGUUUGUUAGAUACCACCACCAGUAACAAUAACUCAAUGAUACCAUAUACUAAAAGUACAGCCUUUAAUGGUCUUGGAUUAAUGUUGGAUAGACACUUACGAGAAGAUGCUACGGAUGAAGAACUGAUCAUGAUGAUGGAAAACUGUGUAACGCGAGUCGAAAAUGCUGUUUCUUCUUUAUAUUUGUCAAAAAUGGGACGCUUUGCUAAUGUAUUAGAGAAACUAGCUGAAGCUACCAAUUUGGAUGAUUCCCAUAUUUUGAAAGCUUUACAAAUGUACGCUGAGAUUCAAAAGCAACAAGAGCAAGACGAACAAGUUAAAUUAUAGUUUCAUUCGCCCUCAUACCAACACUUUACACUUAUAUCCAUUAUUCAUAUCACUUAUACUGUAUCAUAUAACAUAAAAUAAAUAGUAAUUUA
Molecule: messenger RNA, 7200 nt
Organism: Mycotypha africana
Lineage: Eukaryota; Fungi; Mucoromycota; Mucoromycetes; Mucorales; Mycotyphaceae
Exons: 6
Coding region: 203-7108 (2301 amino acids)
Biological process (GO): intracellular signal transduction; cyclic nucleotide biosynthetic process
Molecular function (GO): protein binding
Source: RefSeq, a predicted model, not a curated record